Messenger RNA from Chara braunii, 1054 nucleotides. The record is from the annotation of a GenBank genome assembly. Lineage: Eukaryota; Viridiplantae; Streptophyta; Charophyceae; Charales; Characeae.
GGAGAUAAUGAGAUUGAGACUGAAGAAGGUAGGGUGGUAUGAAGCCAUGCGAUGCAGAUGAAAAAAAAACAGCUCCCCUGGAUCUGCAACUUACAGAUUGGCCUGAGAAUGGUAAGGUCAGAGGAAUGUUGAAACCAUCCAUGUCAGAUGGAACCUCCCCACCUCCCUUCGGGAUGCGAAACAUAUCAUCUGAGGGACUGCAAGCUGGCGACGCCUGGGAGGAGAUGGUAUCCAAAACAAACUCUGGUGCACAUGCCUCUUGGCCAAUAGCUGCUCAGCUCUCAGCCUCAAUGGAUGACCUCGCAGCAUCAGAAGGAGCAGAGCGAGGGCAAGCAAAAGGGGGAGGUGGAGGUGGAGGGCAUUUGGCACGACGAAGGCCAUCAUCCCUUCAGCCCAUUAUUGAAGAAGCAGACAGUCAAGGUCCUCUUCUGCAGGCUCUCUCUGCGUCUGGAGCUGAACCCCGGUCCUUGUCAUUGAAAGGUGGGGAGGUUGGAGGCGCGGACGAUGAACGCCCUCACCGAACACAGCAGCAGCAGCAACAUCAUCGCAUUGACCCAUCAGCUUUCCCUUGGAUGAGAAUCGAUGACCCAGACACCCUUGUGGGUGCCAUUAUGACCUCACCUGAUGAGUUGCUGUCGACGGUGCAUAAGGCAGCCGCAGAUGAUGAUGUCGAGAGCUUCCCCCCUCACCGGUCGAGAUUCAUCAAUUUCAAUUCCACUAUUGGAAGGAAGUUCUGGAUGCAUCAGAGCUUGAUCAGACACACUGGAGUGACACGUGUCCUCGUCCACUCGUUCGCCACCACCUUCAAGGACUCCAAUAGGAGAAAGGAUGACGAUGGGGCUACAAACGCGGCUGUGGACUCUGUCCUCGUCGCAAUGGCGAAAGCUCUCCUCCAUGUCUCGCAGUUCAUCGAGAAUGUGGUUGUCAUGUUUGAAGGUAACUGUCCUUUGGAUUUUGUUUUCUGAUUUUCUCUGUUUCUCCUUUUGGCUUUCCUGAAAUAGGGGCUGAGGAGGACUUCUUGAUAGACCUGGCUCCCGCAUAUGCUGAUGACGAG